Stegastes partitus (bicolor damselfish) is the source of this 3370-nucleotide messenger RNA. RefSeq names its product up-regulator of cell proliferation-like. The transcript is spliced from 8 exons. The record is from RefSeq and is a predicted model, not a curated record. The annotation marks the transcript as partial. Gene Ontology annotation, molecular function: protein binding; GTP binding. NCBI's taxonomy places the organism in Eukaryota, Metazoa, Chordata, Actinopteri, Pomacentridae.
AUUUGAGGAAUCAGACGGUGACCAUGGUGCAGACAUGUCUUCGAAGGACGUCAAGGUUCAUUUCAGCGACCAAACAAAAGAUAUCUUCGGCAUGCCACAACCUUGGGGUGGACAUGUGAAAUGGAGUAAGGAACCUUUCAGUGAAAAGACAUCAGAGUUUAAGAGGUCUUCCAUAGAAAUCCCUCUCCAUUUCAAGAACAAUCUAUCUGAGAGACCAGACGAUAACUAUUCUGACUAUAGGACAGAAGCAUCUUCAAAAGGCGACCCUCCUGAGUUCAACAACGAAAGCGUUUUUGCAUCUGAGGACUUCUUUCUUGGUGACCUUUCAGAAAACAGGCCCACUGGACGUCCCAGCUCCAGAAUGGACAUCGGCACCCUCCUAGUGGUGCCCCCUCCUGGAAAAAUCAAGUUUCUGUCGGUGAAGCCAAACUCUGUGAUCCUGAGCUGGGAAAGCCCUGAGGAGCCAGAGGCACCAAGGAGCUUCAGGGUUAAGUGGAGCUCUACAAAGAAGGAAGAGGGCUGCCUUGUCAUCAGAGAUUUUAAUAAAAUUGAAGUCGACAGCCUCCAACUUGGACAACUGUAUUACUUCAGCGUGGCAACACAGGACGAGGAUGGCAGUUUGAGUAAAGCGGUCACAAAAUCCACUUUCACAGCGGUGCCGCCCCCUCGACGUGUAAGCAAAAUGCACAUAGAGGCCACAGCUCUGUCCGUGGAAUGGACCAAAGGAGUUAACAUGGAGGAAAUUCCACAUCGAUUCCUUCUUACAGUCACAAGUGAAGGAAAAGAGCCCCAAGUGAUAUACACUGGAGACUGCAACAAGAAAUUCUCUGAUUUAGAGUCGGACACAGAGUACAAAAUCUCUGUCUGUACAGUGCUGAACGAUAGACACAGUGAAGCAGUUUCUAUCUCUGUACACACAGAGCCAACUCUCGGGGAGGUGCUGCCAGUUCUUGGACUUGAAGACCAGUAUGACAACAAGCUCACACUCCGCACCGUAAUGGAGAUCAAUCAGAAUGACAUAUCUGAGAACAAACUGGAGACUCCAGAGUCGCUUCCUGAGGCCUUUUUGAGGAGACUAAUGAUGCUGAACACAAACGCGAGAAGUGUCAGAUGUGCGUCCCGCAAUGUGGACACGGACAAAAGCAACGCCGUCAAUCCCUUGGACCUGAUAACGGCCCUGUUUCUCUGUUCAGAUGUGAUUCUUCACCAGCACAUAGUUCUAAAAAUGGCCCUCUGCCAGUUUGCUGUCCCGCUCCUGCUGCCCAACUGUAACAGCGGAGAAAUCACAAUGAUGCUGUGGUCUAUGUCCGACAUCGUUCGAACCUUCAGACCCUCCCAGCAGGCAUUCCUAAAGCAGAUCUGUAAAGAAAGACUUGUGUUCUCUGAUAUUCCCCUGGUAUCAUUUGUCAGGCUGGGAAAGAGGUUCUUGUCCAAGUCUCAAAUGUUGAACAAACUUCUAAGUAACGCUCAGCACUACCACGACACAUUUUAUCACAGCAACAUGGUGUCUGGUGACGUCCCCAGGAGAAUUUCAGAUGGGCUAGUCGAAAUCAGCUGGUACCUCCCUUGUGGAGACAGAAACGUAGACAAAUUCACUGAACCGCUGGCAGUUACCAACCUCAGAGGAGACAUCAGGACCUUUGACAAGCAGUUCUCAUUCCUCUGUGAGACAUCUGCAGCUGUGUACAUCUUCUGCGAUGAAUCAGAAGCAGAUUACAUCAAGAAUCUGCAUAAAAAACAGGUGACAGCAAAGGUCUUUUUGAUUAGCAGCAGACAGGGAAAACACUUCACACUCAAAACGGUGACGAUGAAACCAAGCUUGAAGAUAACUGACGUCAGUGAGGCAAAAAAGACUGAUACAGAGCUGGUAAAGGUCCUGCAGGAAUCCCUCUCUUUGUUGCUUGAGAGCAACCCAAACCAAAUGUCAUUGGCAAGCAUGGCUGAGAGAGCUCACUGCUGUGAGAUCCUGGUUGAUGAUGACAACGACAAAUACGAGAGCGCUUGUAAUAAUGUCAGUAAAAUCCUUCAACAUGUCAAAAACACCGCAGAGUUCAAAGACAAACACCUGUCUUCCCAAGCACUCUCGUGGUUGGAAAGUGAGCACUGGAGGCUGCGUAAAGUUGGCAAACAGAGCCCUGAAAAUUACCGGAAGUCUUUGAAAGCAAAAGAAGACGACCUCAGAAUUAAGCAGCAAAUCAUGGGGAUGCCAGCUGGGAUGUUAGGCUUCACUCGUGGGCUGGUUACCUCAGAGGUGCAACGCCUCUAUUUCCUCAAAUGGUUGGAAAUAAAAUUGGACUAUGUGUGCCGGCACCAGCUGUCACCUCUGGAGAACCGAUACCAAGAGCUGAGUGAGAAAUCUCCAAAAGACACUCAAAAAAUUGCAGAGAUUGACAAGCAAAUUUCAGUUUGUUCCUUACGAGUGGAGCACUUCCUUCGAGAGUGUGGGCAGCUGUACAAACUUGCAAGUCACCUGCCAGAACACUCGAGCCAGAGAAAAACCAUGGAACAACUCCCUGCAACGUGCGCCCACAUGCUGCUGGACGGUUUCCCUCUGGAGCUUGUUGACGGAGAUGCAGCAAACAUCCCAUUGAAAUGGAUCACUGAUGUGCUUACUGAACUCCACCACAUUCUGUAUUCCAAAAGCAAGCUCAAGGUCAUAACGAUCAUCGGAGCAGAAAACUCGGGGAAAUCGACUCUGCUCAACACCAUGUUUGGGCUCAGGUUUGCUGUCAGCAAGGGGAUGUGCACCAGAGGGGCGUUCAUGCAGCUGAUCAGCGUCAACAGCAGAGUCAGGGACGAGCUGGGCUGUGACUGCAUCCUGAUCAUUGACACCGAGGGACUGAAGCCACACCAGAUGCCUCGAGGUGAUCACAGCCACGAACGAGACAAGGAAGUAGCGAGUCUUGCUGUGGCACUCAGCGACAUCGCAAUCGUGAGUGUUUCCAACUCUAGAGGGGACGACGUCUUGGAGUUGGUGCUUCAUGCUUUCACAAGGCUAAAGGAUGUGGGCAAGAAGCCACUGUGCCAUUUUGUACAUUUCAACACGCCUGACAUGUCUGCUGCAGAGACGAGGGAGAGAAAUAAAAAGUUGGUGGAAGAACUCGAAGAAAAGAUCCAGAACGACGAUGAAAUGAAGAAGGCCAACAUCACUGAGCUCUCAGACGUGAUGCAGUUCAACAUAAACACUUCUAACUGGAAUAUUCCUCCAUUUUGGCAGGGGAAGCCUCCGAUGGCUCCUGUCAGUGUUGGCUACAGUGAGUAUGCACUGACAUUGAAAAAACAACUGAUAAAGGACCUCAAAAAGUGUCCAAAAAGAGGUGAUAUGAUGGAUUUUAUCAAGAGGGUAGACCGCUUCUGGAAGGCUCUAUGA